CUAUAGAAUACUGUGAUGUCAUUUCCGGCUAUUCCAUCGACCUGGAUUUUUUCGUUUUUCUCAAUUUUCGUGUUCAAUUAGAUAUUUUUAAGCAACUUUUUGCCAAAGCAAGACUUCUAUGUUAGGUAUUGACCAAAGAGAUAUGCGAACGAUCUAAUAAAAGUAAGUUCUUGACAAUUGAAAUUUUUUCCUCUUAGCAAAGGUAUAUUAUUUUGUGGAGGUCGUGAAAAAUAUGCGUAAAAUUUCAGUAAAGAACAUUAUAAAGAGAUGGCAGAACUGCUGGAACGAAAAGCCUCACUGAAACGUCAAAAAGCCGAAGUUCAACCGAUAGAUGGCGCGUCUCAAGAUGAACCUGAUACAACAACUCCCGAUGGGGAAGAGGAAGACAACAAUCAGUUAAAAAUGAAAGUACUGGUAAGAUCUCAAGCAUUGGACGGUUCAUCUCCACCUCCCAAUAAUGUUGGAAGUUUACUACCAUCUCCAAAGACGCUUUCGCCUCAACCUAAUCGUCGUUUACUUAAAGAUGCUUCAGGUUCUUCUGCAAGUGACGCGUCUUCGGGAUUGUCACGUGAAUCAAGUUUGGAAAUUUCAACUGAUUCUUCGGGAGUAGAUCUUCAGCAAUUUUUGACCCAAACAUUGACAAAGGGGAACACAAAAGAUAGAACUUUUCUCCUGAAGUUGGAAAUGGAACUUAUAACUUUCGUAACAGAUUCGAAUGAGCCAUUGAAACGUUUUCCUCCAAUGUCUAGUUAUCAAAGGAUGCUAGUUCACAGAGUCGCCGCCUACUUUGGUUUAGAGCACAAUGUUGAUAAUACAGGAAAGGCCGUUGUUGUAAAUAGGACACCAAAUACUAGAUUACCUCCGCUAACCUUUAGUCAAAUAAUAAGAAUGGCUAAUGGUCAACCGAGGCAGUUGUUAAGAAGACGUCCGGCGAGUGUUGAAGAUGCUCCACUGAAAGUUCCAUUAGGCAAUCAACCUAAAUCAAAAAGUGUUGAUGAAAGAAGAAUGGAAUAUGAUCAGGCAAGAACUAGAAUAUUUGGACAGCACCUUUCUAUUCCUGAUAUGCAACAGCAUGUUUCUCCAUUUCCACUUCAAUGGAGUUCAACUGACUCAUCCGGGUACUCUACAGACAGAACGAGAUCACUAGUAAUGUCAAGAGAUUCCAGUGGAUCUAAUUUAACGUCCAUGUAUGACGGAGGGGGACCAUACGCCGUUUGGGUAGCAACAUCAGUUGAACAAAUCCCCAGCGGAAGCGUGAUAAUAAAUCCUCAAACCGGAAGUCCUUUUUUAAUGUCCGACGGUUCGUUAUAUAGGCAUCCAGGAACUGGAAGCCCACUUCCAGCCGGGAGUUUGAUAAGCUUUCAACAAGUUCCGUCAUUGGCACCACCCCCACCCCCUCCAACUUAUGUCGUUCCCCAGCAGCAAGUUCUGCAGCAGCCUUAUACUGUUCAGAUGCAGGUGGCGCCCCCACCGCCACAACCACCUCCGCCACCUCCUCAACAGCAGCCUCAACCUCCUCCAAAUCAUACUGGAAAUACAAUAGUUUUAUGUCCUCCUCACCCACAGGAUCAUAUAUAUCAAAAUCGUAUUGAGCAAGCGACAAACCAAAUGCAACAGUUUUCGAUAAGGACGCCGACAUCCUCUUGUCCACCUGUGAGGAGACAAAAAAAUGCUUGUGGUGGCGGUAAAAGACGUUCAAACUGGGUGAAUAACAAGAACGGAAGUGGAACUUCUUCUGGGAAUAGUCAAAGUGUGGACGAAGUCGCUAGUCAGCAAUGA
Molecule: messenger RNA, 1779 nt
Organism: Dimorphilus gyrociliatus
Lineage: Eukaryota; Metazoa; Annelida; Polychaeta; Dinophilidae
Source: the annotation of a GenBank genome assembly